Molecule: messenger RNA, 1159 nt
Organism: Polychytrium aggregatum
Lineage: Eukaryota; Fungi; Chytridiomycota; Chytridiomycetes; Polychytriales
Exons: 4
Coding region: 260-967 (235 amino acids)
Source: RefSeq, a predicted model, not a curated record
CUUUUCUUCCAACACCCCCUCCUCGCCGCUCUCGGCCCGCAUCCACUGCUACGGGAGCGCAUUGUGCCUUGCGGCCCGUCUCACUGCAUCCCUUUUGCGAUCCUGGCUCGCUCCGCUCGAAGAACGGACCCAGUCGACUACCGGAUCCGCUGAUCCAGAACUCCUCCACUCUCGCUUGAACAGCGUCGUCGCUCUCGACUCACAUCCAACUCCCACCGCCCGGCAUCGUACCAUCCCGUACCGAAACCCCAACUGAUCAAUGAUGAUUUGCACAAAACUCGUCCUCUUUGUUGUUUCGUUCCUCUGGCUGCAUCUGGACCUGGCCGCGGGCCAGACGACUGUGCAGGUUUCAUCAGCCUCGGGUGCCAAUCCCUCAACCACCGUCGCUUCGUCUGCCGCAUCUUCGGGCACCCUGGGCACCACAGCCUCGGGGUCGACUGCCCCAACCAGCACCUCUUCGCCCGCUCCGAUCUGUGACGGCAGCAAGCUGCUAGGCAACGUGGUCCUCACAUCGCCCAACUCGUCGUCGUACCACUAUGUCGGCACAAGCUUGACCAUUGCUUGGGGAUACUCGUCUGUAACCGAUACCGCCAACUAUCCGGCCAACGGCUCCUGGAUCUACUAUCAGUCAAGCACCCAAACCGACCCACGCAAAUGGACGUUCUUGAGCAGCGUCUCCAAAACCGAUCGCUCGUUCCUCUGGCAGGUGCCGCAGAUGGCUGCUGGUGCAUACACGAUCCGAGUCGUGACCGACAACCAAGAUGUCCAGAACAUCACCGGCAACCUUGUGCCUUGCUACCCGCCCGGCUUCCCUGGCAUCGGCAGCACCAGUCUCCAGCUGUAUCAGCCAACGGAUGUGACGCCGGCCCCUGAUCCGUACCCGCCCAACAAGAGUAUUGGAUCGCGGCUGGCUCCCUUUGCCGCGGCCCUGGUCGGUGUCGCCCUCAUCCAUGUGCUCGUGCUCUAGCAUGAGCUCGAAAGGGACAGCAGCAGAAGGAAGUGGCGAGCAAAUCAACAGCCGCCAGUGGCCGCCCAAGCGAAUCCACUUGGAUUGGACCCUUUCCAUAUCCAGCAGCGAAGCAUUUUGCUCUUCUUUCCCAGCGCACCCGAGCCGGAACAGGACAUCCUACAUUUACCAUGGCUAUUUUUUUUGAAUGGA